CUUGUUACAUGACUCCUGGAAUUACAACGCUCCCUCGCUAUUCGAUGGCUUUUUGGGUUGUUCUCGCUUUGCAGUGCAGAGAGCACAAAAGGAUGCCAGUGCCACGCUGAACGCACAUUAUUUGACCUUUCCUUUCCUCUCCUUUCCCCUCCUGUGAUAUCAAUCUGUUCAUCUGUCUGUCUCCCUUACCUCCCCUCUUACCUCCUGUUGAGCCCCCACACACCCCCCAUCUCCUGAUUAAUGUGGCUGCCCCCUCAACAAUGUUACCAUGCAUUAACUGGCUGCAGCCUUUCCUUGCCUUGAUCUCCUCCACCUUGCUUACGCGAGGCCAAAACUGCCCAUCCAGCUGUUUGUGUCCAGACCACCACACUGUAGACUGCAACAGCCAAGGUCUAACCAGAGUCCCGGACUCCAUCCCUCUGGAUGUUCGCCGUCUCCUGCUCUCCAACAACUGGAUUCCCUGGAUCCCGUCUGACUUCUUGGUCCUCUACAGUGAUCUGGUCUACCUGGACCUGAGGAAUAACUCCCUCUCCCAGCUGGAACCGGGGACCCUGAGCACCUCCUCUAGAUUGGUCUUCUUGGACCUAGGAAGCAACAACCUGACAGAAAUCCCCUCUGGGACAUUCGGGGAGUCUAGGAGUCUGAUCAAACUGCGACUGGGGAACAACCCCUAUCUAAGCAUGGUAGGCAUGGACGCUUUUACAGGGUUGACUUCUUUAAGAGAGCUUGAGCUGGAGAGGAAUGGCCUGAAAGCACUGGAUGUCAGAGUCCUGGAACCCCUGCCCUCCCUUCGAAUGCUGCGUCUGGAAGGCAACCCCUGGCUCUGCAACUGCCACUUUGCCAAACUAUUUGUAUGGCUGACAGAAAACCGCCACAAGCUCCCAACAGGUAUGGAGGGGAUAGAGUGCUCCCUGCCUCCGGAUGGGCGUCGUGUUCCCCUAAGUUUACUCUCUGAAGACAGUUUCCGGGAGUGCCGUGGUACCCUUACUCUCACAGACUACCUCAUUGUCAUCUUCUCUGGCAUCUCCGUCUCAGUGGCAGCCAUCAUGGCCAGCUUCUUCCUUGCUUCCACAGUUCAUUGCUUCCAGCGCCUCAGCAAAGGCAACAAAGGAGAUGAGGAAGAAGGGAAUGACUGAGGGAAGGGAAAGGGGAAAUAGAUUAUAUAAAAUGCAAGUGUUUCAUUCAAAACUCUUGCUCAGAGGUCCUGUUGGUAUCCAAGAAAAAGCUUGAGAUAACAUGAGAGCAGGGGGAGAUUGGUAGUGAUGUGGAUAAAAAGGCUGAGUCAAAGAAAAAUGUCAAACCAAGAAAGUUCUUACCAUGUCAAAAGACUACAUGUGAGUUAUCAUGAGAAUCACAGACUGGUUUGGAAAACAUCAGGCGGGCUUGAAUCACUGUGAAGAGGUUUUACGUUCACUGAAUGUAGGAAUUUCUACUACUGCAUAUCCACUGGUCAGUGAAGUGGUUUUUUUUCAGAGACAAGAGAGCUGUAGCAUUGCACAGCAAUUGAGUCAUUCUUGAGAAAAAAAUAGCCCUCCUCAUUAAGAGAUUGGUAAAUGUAUUCUAGAUGAAGAUGAAGGGACAAACAUGUUAUAGUAAUGGAACUACAGAGAAUCAAAGAUCUGGAAGCACCACAGGGAGCAGACAGUGGGAGCAGACCAGAAAAAUACACAUAGUCCUCUGUUGUUGGCCCUGUCCGUAGAGGGCUUCAUGGAUCUGGACAUAUACAAUAUAUGCAACUCAAAAAGGAACUGAUUUAUGCCAGGAUCACACUACAAGAUAUUUUAGUUUUUUGUCACUAGAUUAGAUUAGGUGAUUGUAUAAAUAGAUUUAUGAAUUUUUGCCAUGACAUUUCAGACAACACAUUGGAUCCUGACAAAUCAUAGUUUGCUGUCUUUCACGUGACUGAACAACUUAAUCUCUCACUUUCACUUCUUCAUCUUACAAAACAUAUAGUAGAAAUCGUCAAACCAGACAGGAGAUCUAACAUUUCAGGCCUUUUGUUGGUUGCUUUGAUUGUCUUCCACUUUAAUACAUGACACAGGAUAAAACAAACAAUUAUUCGUGCCCAAAAUGGACUCUUGGUAUAUAAAAAAAAGACCUGCAUCCAAAUGCAGUCCCUUGCAGUUCAUGAAAGUGACUGGUUUAAAAACUGUCCCUGUUAGCAUAAAUUUGCAAUUAAAACAUGGCACACAGCUAUUAGUUUCUCAUGAAUUGCAUAACAACAUAUCACUACACAAAGAAAUAAGUUUAAUAGGUUAUAGUCAAGACUAGUUAAAGCAGCUGUGCAUUACUUGGAAAAUAAUUAUGAAAAAUCGAAAAGCAACAGUGAAAAUGGUUUUAAGUUUGUUCCUACCUAGAGCACAGUGUGCUACAAAGACCUGGUUUGGGUUGGGUUCUCAGGUUUUCAGAAGUUCAGGUCUGCCCAAGACUUCUAUGGAGAGUCCACUGGUACAGCUGGUGGCUAAGUGCCUUGCUCAACAGCUUUUGGGUUGUUGAAUAAGCAGUUGUCUGGAUUUGAUAAUUAGCUUUCUGAAAUAUUUACAUAUUCUCAUUUUACGACAUAUGUGGAGUCCAUUACAGUACUGGUUCACAGAUAUAAGGAGACAUUCUGGAAUUUCAAUCAGUUCUCCAACUAUUAUUGCAGACUGUUGAUUAGUCCAGAGGCCUGCUGUAAUCCACUGAAGCAAUAAUAUUUCCAGUGCAGCUGAUAGCAGCAGAAAAUUUGGACUAACCCUUCUCAGAGAGCUAAAAGGCAGACUGGUUGGAGCUGACAAACAGGUUUCAGUAACUCAGAUAACUACUCUUUGUAACUGUGCAUCUCAGAAUGCACAACACAUCAAACCUUGAGGUAGCUUGGCUGCAACAGCAGAAGACCAGGUCAGGCUCCACUCCACUCUAGGAACAGAAAUCUGAGGCUGCAGUGGUGAGAGACUCACCAAAAGUGGACAAUUGAAAACUGGCAAAACAUAAGGUGGCCUGAUGAAUCUGGAUUUCUGCUAAGGUACACAGAUAGUAGGUCAGAAUUUGGCUUCAACAGCAUGAACCCCAAUGUGUCUUGCAUCAACUGCCUGGACUGGUGAUGGUGGUUUAAUGGUGUGGGGGAAUGUUUUCUUGGCGUUCUUUGAGUCCCUUAAUACCAAUCAGACAUGGUUUGAAACCCACAUCCUGAGUAUUGUUGCUGACCAUGUUCAUCCCUUUAUGGCCACAGUUUACCAUCUUGUAAUGGUUACUUCUGGCAUGAUGAUGCUCCAUGUCACAAAGUAAAAGUAAUCUAAAACUAGUUUUAUGAACAUCAUGAGCUCAGUGAACUUCAGUGGUCUCCCUAGUCACCAGAUCUGAUUCCAACAGAAAAUAUCUGGGAUAGAGUAGAACAGGAGAUUAGCUGUCUGAAUGUGCAGCUGACAAAUCUGCAGAAAUGAUGUGAAAAGAUGUUUCCAACAUUUGCCUUGAAGAACUGGCUGUUUUGAGAGCAAAGGGAGGCCUUACCUACUAUCAGUACAAUGUUCCUAAUAAGUGCUUGUUGAGUGUAUUUUUCCACACUAUAUUUUUGUGGUAAUCAUGGCAACAAGCAUCCUAUUCUAUUCAGUUUUAUAGAUAUGAUGAGCUUACCUGUUAAACUUUUAACAAUAUAUGAACAUAUCUUCAUGAAUGUCAAUAUUUUGUAUGCUGUGUUCAUGAAAUUGACCUUUGUGUUUCAAUCUGACAUAGAACAUCAGAUAAAAAUUCUCUGUAUUGUCUGUCUAUCUAUCAUCAGUUGUUCACAUUUCCCUUUAGAAUUUCUCAAUCUGCCAUUUGUCAGAUUGUCAGACAGCUGACAUACUGUAGGCAUUGACUGGUCAUUUUAGCAGAUUUGUUUCUGGAUUUUUGUUCCAUUUUUCAUUUGAUAUGAAAUGCCCUGCCUCUGUCAUCUUAAAAUGUCUUCCUUGAAAGAUAUGGGAACAUGAACCUAAACAGAUUAGAAGAUCAAAAUACAAGAGCAGAGGUACUGUAUAAGUAUUUGGACUCAGCACUUGGUCAGCAUCAGGGCUUUAUAAAUGGCAGGCAUGUAGCUGCUCUGUCAGUCUGUUGAGAAUUUGUCUCUCUCUGGACGUACUCCCAGUGUGAGUGUGCUGUUACUUGGGUGCCAACUGGAUUUGUAAUCUCCAGUUUGAAAGGGCUUCAUGUGCUAUGAUUACUAAGGAUGAAAGAGGAUUAUUGGGAUAUUUCAUUGUGUGAAACAAAAGAUAUGGGUGACAGAGGAUAACA
Molecule: messenger RNA, 4245 nt
Organism: Lates calcarifer (barramundi perch)
Lineage: Eukaryota; Metazoa; Chordata; Actinopteri; Centropomidae
Gene: lrrc38a
Product: leucine rich repeat containing 38a
Exons: 2
Coding region: 261-1136 (291 amino acids)
Cellular component (GO): voltage-gated potassium channel complex
Molecular function (GO): voltage-gated potassium channel activity; transmembrane transporter binding; potassium channel activator activity
Source: RefSeq, a predicted model, not a curated record